Drosophila montana is the source of this 3389-nucleotide messenger RNA. It is a transcript of the gene Cul5, whose product is annotated as cullin 5. Gene Ontology annotation, cellular component: SCF ubiquitin ligase complex; Cul5-RING ubiquitin ligase complex. NCBI's taxonomy places the organism in Eukaryota, Metazoa, Arthropoda, Insecta, Diptera, Drosophilidae. The record is from RefSeq and is a predicted model, not a curated record. Gene Ontology annotation, molecular function: protein-macromolecule adaptor activity; ubiquitin protein ligase binding. The transcript is spliced from 6 exons. Gene Ontology annotation, biological process: protein ubiquitination; SCF-dependent proteasomal ubiquitin-dependent protein catabolic process. The coding region runs from base 144 to 2654 and encodes 836 amino acids.
GUUGAAAAUUACUAUCGGCCGCAUAUAGGCGGAGAAUUAGCGUUUCUUUUGAUCACAACAUUUUUUUUUGAUUUGGUUCCAUAAUUAAAGGAGAAGGUGAAGUUGAGCGUAGCCAAGAACAAAGGGACUGCGACCAAAACACCAUGCUGCGGGCGAUAGGCAAACGGGACAGGGACAUAUUCGACGAGGUAUGGCCAGAGAAAAGAAAAAUUGUUCUCAAGCUGCUGCGCCAGGAGACGGUAUCGCAGCUCGAAUGGCAGGAUCUCUUCUUUGGCGUGCACUUCGUGUGCCUGUGGGACGAGAAGGGAGCCUCCAAAAUCUAUGACGGCCUCCAGCAGGACAUUGUCGAAUUCAUUGUGCAGGCCCAGUCCAAGGUACAGGCGCAACGGGGCGAACAGGCGCUAUUGGCCACCUACAUUGUGGAAUGGCGUAAAUUCUUCACACAGUCCAAUUACCUGCCGCUGCCAUUUCGUCAGUUGGAACAGUCGCCGCAGGUAAAACCUGCGUCCAGUUCCAGCUCCACAUCGUCAUCAACCUCCGCUGGCGGUGGCGCAUCCACCUCGAAUGCCGCUGCCUCCACCAGCAAUCAAGCAUCCUUAAGCAGUUCCUCCGCAAAGGCCUCAACAUCGGCAGCGGCUUCUAGUGCUGCUUCCACCAGCGUUGGCGCCGCUAGCAAUUCCGCCACAGCUGCUGCCUCAAGCUCCAAGAAGAGUCCCACAGAGGACAGUCCGGUUCGCAAGCUAAUGCUCGAUUCGUGGAACAAGCACAUUUUUCACGACAUCAAGGAUCGCCUGCAAGAGUCAGCCAUGAAGAUUGUCCAUGCCGAACGCAAUGGCGACGCCUACGAUGCCCAACUUGUAGUCGGGGUGCGUGAAAGCUAUGUUAAUCUGUCCUCGAAUGCAGAGGACAAGUUGGAAAUCUAUCGGGAGUAUUUUGAGAAGGCCUAUUUAAAGGCCACCGCCGACUUCUAUCGGCUUAAAUCCGCAGAGCAGCAGCAAGAGAACGGCGUGCUAGCCUACAUGAAAUACGCGGACGCCAAGCUGCGCGAGGAGGAGGUCCGCGCCAAGCGUUACCUGGAGCCUAGCAGCUUUAACAUACUAACAUGCCGUCUGGUCAAGGUGCUAAUUGUGGAUCACCUCAAUUCGAUCAUAGCCGAGUGCCCGGCGCUGAUACGUGAUUACGAGACGGACCGUUUAAAUCUAAUGUUUCGCCUGAUGGAUCGCGUGCUGGACGGGGAGGGCGUCGAGGCAAUGAUGGGCGAUCUGCAGCGGCAUAUCAAGUCCGCCGGCCUAGCUGACAUGCAGUCCGCCUCGGAGAUCAUUACUCAGGACUCGGAAAAGUACGUGGAACGACUGUUGGAGCUCUUCAAUAAGUUUAGCGAUCUGGUUCGCAAUGCGUUCAACGAUGAUCCGCGCUUUCUCACUGCCCGCGACAUUGCCUUCAAAAUGGUGGUCAACGACACCAGUGUGUUCAAAAUGGAGCUGCCCACAAGCAUUGCGAAUCGCGGUGUCAAAUACACAGCACCGGAAAGCAAAUGCCCUGAGCUGCUGGCCAACUACUGUGACAUGCUGCUCAGGCGCACGCCUCUGAGCAAGCGCCUCACCAGCGAGCAGAUCGAUGCACGUCUACGGGAUGUGCUGCUCGUCCUUAAGUAUGUGAACAACAAGGAUGUCUUUAUGAGGUACCACAAGGUGCACUUGACGAGACGUUUAAUCCUUGGCACAAGUGCUGAUAGUGAAAAGGAGGAGGACAUUGUUGAAUGGCUGCGCGAGGUGGGCAUGCCCGCAGACUAUGUCAACAGGCUAGCACGCAUGUUCCAGGACAUUAAGGUGAGCGAGGAUUUAAAUACUCAAUUCCGUAACUCGAUAAGCCGUCAUGAUGCCAUCAAUAUAAAAAUACUCAAUGCUGGCGCCUGGGCGCGCUGUUCGGAGCGUGUCUCAGUUUCGCUGCCCAUCGAACUGGAGGACUAUAUACCCGAUGUUGAGGAGUUUUACAAGAAAAAGCAUUCCGGCCGUAAGCUGCAAUGGUAUCAUCACAUGAGCAAUGGCACCAUCACAUUCGUUAACAAUUUCGGUCGCUACGAUCUCGAUGUGACCACCUUUCAAAUGGCUGUGCUCUUUGCCUGGAAUCAGCGGCAGCACGACAAGAUCUCAUAUGAGAAUCUACGUUUAGCCACCGAGCUGCCCGAUCCCGAACUGCGACGCACUUUAUGGUCGCUGGUCGCAUUUCCCAAGAUCAAAAAACAAAUCUUGCUUAUGGAGCCAGCAGCCAUUAGUUCGCCCAAAGAUUUUGCCGAGAACACCAUGUUCUAUAUCAAUCAGGAGUUUGCCAUUGUGAAGAAUGGCAAAUCUCAACGGCGCGGCAAGUUAAAUCUAAUUGGACGGCUGCAAUUGAGCACGGAGCGUUCGCAGCAGGAGGAUAAUCAGUCCAUUGUGCAGCUGCGCAUAUUGCGCACCCAGGAGGCAAUAAUAAAGAUUAUGAAGGUGCGCAAACGCAUGAACAAUGCGGCGCUGCAGGCGGAGCUGAUUGACAUACUGAAGAACAUGUUCCUGCCAUCUAAGAAGAUGAUUAAGGAGCAGCUUGAAUGGCUCAUUGAGCACAAGUAUAUGAGACGCGACGACGAUGACAUCAACAUGUUUAUUUAUGUGGCCUAACUGUGAUGGCCUUUGCGUCCUUGCCGAGUAACCAUUCCCACUCCUAACCCACAACCCAGCCACAGCCAGCCUCCUAUCCCUACACUUUGUUUGUAUGAUCAUCAUUUCUUAAUUGGUUGCGUGCUCUAAGCGCGCGCUCUCUCUCUCACUCUCUAUAUACAUAUAUAUAUAUAUCUCAGUCACCCAUUUUUAUGGGAUCCUAGUUUGUUACGUUGACAUUACGUCCUGGGCAGCGUUUUCGAAAUUGAAAAAAUUGUUUUUUCUCCUAUUUGUAUGUUUUUUGUUUUGUGUAAACGCGUAAUUAUUUUUUAUAUUCGCCUAUUGGCAGCUCUGUUUAACGUCUUAGGUAUUAUAUAUACUGUAUGUAGCCGCCCUCUGAUAACGAUUACAAUUAACGCUAAUCUAUAGAGCAGAAAAAAACCUUUUGCUGUUUUCUACGUUUGUAUGUAGUCUUUGUUUAUGUUGUGCAUUUUGAGUUAUUGCUUAGGUAAUUUUGUAAAGUCUCGUUACGUGUGGCAAACGCUCACAAUCACACACUCACGCUCACACACGCCCCGCAACCUUACACACAUCCAUUGGCAUGUAGGGUUUGACUUGAGAACAAGUUGAAUCCCUUCAAAGACACUGAAACAUACGAAGGCAAAACUAAAACUAGAAUAGCAAUAUUAUAUGUUUAAGUUAAUGAAAUUAUAAAGCAUAUAAAUUGUAUUUUAAAUAAAUUAAGUAUAAAUACGA